UAAUAAAUAAACACAAUAUUUUUAUAACUGUAUGUAAACCAUUAAUAACAAAAAAAUUUCAUUUAACUAAUCUCUCACUUAUUCAUAUCGUAUAAAAAUUACAAUAGGUAAUAAAUUGUGCAAACUUGUGUUCAUAUAGAACAUAUUAGUGUGUGAUUGGUAAAUUAAAAUUUACUUAUAAAAAUAGAUUACAGAUAUUAUAUCUACCCACUAUCUUAACAUUGUUCGUAUUGCUAAUCUAUUCGAUGCGUACUAUCUAUACUUUGGUUUCACUGUUGAUAGUAUUACAAAGCAGCUUUUCGUCGACGAACAUGGACGCCCAAAACUUAUCAAGGGAAAUAAUUAAAUUUUCAGCCAAGUUCUGUAAUGAGCUUCCUAAUAAUGUGAGUGCUAUUUCAUCACCUCUGUCUGCAGAGUAUUUAUUAGCACUCUUAGCCCUGGGCACAUCUGACAUCGCACACACUGAGCUACUUACUUCACUUGGAAUACCGGAUGAUAAUUCAAUUCGUACAGCUUUCUCUUCGGUGUCAUCCAAACUGAAAUCAAUUAAAGGUGUAACUCUGAGUGUUGCCAAUAAUGUGUACAUUAUGGAGGGGCAGUAUGACCUAAGUCCCGAUCUCAAGACUGAUGCUAUAGAUGUGUUUGAUGCUGGCAUUGAAAAAUUGAAUUUCAAUGAGAAUGUUGCUUCUGCAAAUCACAUAAACCAAUGGGUGGAGAGUAAAACAAAUAGCAAAAUUAAAAAUCUGAUUUCUGCAGAUAGCCUCAACAGCGACACCAGACUUGUGCUUGUUAAUGCUUUAUAUUUCAAGGGAACAUGGGCAAAACAAUUUGAUAAACAGCUUACUUCAAAUCAGCCAUUUGACGUGAAUAAUAACACAAAAAUAAAUGUGCCUAUGAUGUUUAAAGAAGAUACAUUCGUGUAUGGAGAGAGUGCGGGGCUGCAGGCUCAGCUAUUACGAAUGGAUUAUAUUGGCAAAGAGGCAAGCCUGUUGGUUAUACUGCCCAAUGAAAUUGAGGGCUUGGGUGGUGUACUACAGAAGUUAUCAAAUGGUUAUGAUCUACUGAAUGAUCUGAGUAAAAUGUAUUCUACCAAAGUGCGCGUCACACUGCCCAAGUUCAAAAUUGAAACGGAAAUAGAUUUAACUACUCUAUUACCGAAGCUUGGAAUUAAACAAAUAUUCAAACAAGAAAACUCAGGUUUAACUAAGGUGUUAAACACUCCUGAACAACUUUAUGUAUCUAAAGCCCUACAAAAGGCAUUCAUUGAAGUGAACGAAGAAGGAGCCGAAGCCGCAGCUGCUACCGUGAUGGCUGUGAUGAUGUGCUCCGCCAUAAUAGAUCCGCCGCCAGUGCCUAACUUCUGCGCAGAUCGACCAUUCUUGGCUGUUAUUUUGGUCGACGACGUACCAUUCUUUUAUACCAAGUUCCAAGGCUUGGAGUAAUAAUUAUGCUUGAUAACAAAAAAUACUGCUUGAUUUAUUUAUUACAGGUUUAAUAUAUUAUUAUAUUAAGCAUAUGGGUUUGUUAAUGUAACUUGUAGAUACGUAAGAAUUAAUUAUUGUUAUCAAUAUUGUUUUAAUACUAUAAUUUGUGAAAGUCUAUAAUAAAAAUAUUUCUCAUGACAGCAGAGUAUAUAAUGUAUCACUAAGAUUGUAUCAUACCUACUCACUCAGAAUCAUACAAAAGGGGUGUAUGCUUAACGUCUGAUUCGCUGAUAGUUAUGCUGAAGUGACAAACUAUUGUAAAAUUUCUUUAUUGGCAGAUAACAAUACUGCAAUGUGUUUAUGUUUGAUAGAACGUAUGUUUCUAGUUUGAAAUUGUAAAAUUGAAUAACUUUUCUAUCAAUAAGACAGCCGUUGCUGAAUUCAAUGUUAAAUGUUUCUAAGUAAUUUGCGCGGUAAGCAACAUAAGUCAUUCGACAAAAAGCAUGCUAAGUAGAAGAAAUAUAAGCGUCUACUGGAAAAUGUUUUGGAAUAUUAAUAAUUACUUAUUAAGAUUUUGACGAUUGUCAAUUUAUGCACCUCAAAAAUUGUGUGGGAAAUACCAUUGUAAUGAAACCAAAAUACUAAUGAAUUUAUGUCCUAUUCAUUUUUAUUUACAUGCCUUGGUUAAAAUAUCCAUAUAAAACAGAUAAAUAGUUUAUUGUAAUCGUUUUAUUAGGUUAAAAAUUUUAGUAAUUACAUACAAAGUUUUUUACGAGAAGGUUAAGAAGCUUCCCGUAAAUGUUUGAAGCCAAUAUCUAUCAGCUUUAGUUUUUGAUAUGUGUAAUGGUUAAUUUUGUAAAAAAUGUACUAGUAAUAAUAGUUUCAACAACAACAAAUGAUCUGUACAAUGAUUAAGAUACAU
Messenger RNA from Achroia grisella, 2346 nucleotides. RefSeq names its product antichymotrypsin-2-like (gene serpin-2). The transcript is spliced from 9 exons. Gene Ontology annotation, molecular function: serine-type endopeptidase inhibitor activity. The record is from RefSeq and is a predicted model, not a curated record. Lineage: Eukaryota; Metazoa; Arthropoda; Insecta; Lepidoptera; Pyralidae. The coding region runs from base 246 to 1442 and encodes 398 amino acids.